Molecule: messenger RNA, 620 nt
Organism: Cydia pomonella (codling moth)
Lineage: Eukaryota; Metazoa; Arthropoda; Insecta; Lepidoptera; Tortricidae
Exons: 2
Source: RefSeq, a predicted model, not a curated record
UCAAUUCGCGCCGAUAAACGGGGGCUUCUUUGCUCCUCCAUACAGUUAAAGGCCGCUCCCUAUAUCAAACAAGCAUUAAACCUUGUUACUGUGACAUACUUGGCCAGUUACAGUUGUAUAUACAUAUCGUUAAUCGUUAAAAAACAAUUAAAACUGUCAAAGUUACGUACAUUCCAAUCAAAAACUGACAUUUUCCUCGCCAACGUUCACAGUUUUCUAAUAACAAUGGUUUACACACUCUCGCCGUUUUUCCGCUCGCCAUGGACAGACCUGACGGGAGGGUUGAUCUCCCACCAGCUCUUUGGACGUUGCGCAACCAGGGAGAUGGACAUGAUGGACUGCCUGGAGGCGUAUGGGCUGGACCGCGGCAUGAGGAAGUGCAAGGACCUGAUAGAUGAGUUCAAGGAGUGUCAUAUGUUGACUUUACAGUUUAAGAGGUUCUAUGCGAUGCGAUCCGAACGCGAACGGCAAAUAGAAGAGGGAAAAUUGAAAGGAGAGUGCCGAUAUGUGACCCCUAAAAUAGAUAGUUUCUGAGUUACGAAUACAGAGCACAAUCUUCUUGUAUUUAGGUAUUUUGCUUAAAGUUUUACGGAAAUAUACGGGUAUUUUUAAAAGUUAAA